Venturia canescens is the source of this 817-nucleotide messenger RNA. It is a transcript of the gene Eh, whose product is annotated as Eclosion hormone. NCBI's taxonomy places the organism in Eukaryota, Metazoa, Arthropoda, Insecta, Hymenoptera, Ichneumonidae. Bases 133 to 378 code for a protein of 81 amino acids. The transcript is spliced from 3 exons. Gene Ontology annotation, molecular function: ecdysis-triggering hormone activity. The record is from RefSeq and is a predicted model, not a curated record. Gene Ontology annotation, biological process: ecdysis, chitin-based cuticle; neuropeptide signaling pathway.
GGUAGGGCGUCGUUGAGAGGAGAUCGAGCUAGUAUAAAAGGUUGGAUCGACGAGAAUCCAGCAUCAUUCGAAUUCCUUCGAGGACUAUCGACGAGCUUGAAUUUCGCGAAGAAGUUCCCCGAAUUUAUCGCUAUGAAUAUCCGACUCGGUCUCAUCUCUUGUGCGCUUCUCCUCGCUACGGUCCUCACGACACCGGCAACUGCUACUCGCGUCGGUACUUGUCUGAGAAAUUGUGCCCAGUGUACGAAGAUGUUUGGACGUUACUUCGACGGUCAGCUGUGUGCCGAUACUUGCGUCAAAUACAAAGGAAAAAUGAUCCCGGAUUGCGAGGACGAGAACUCGAUCACCGAUUUCAUCAACAGAUUGGACGACGUUUAGAUGAGAUUCCGUUGAAAAAAUUGGCCAACAGCACUCCGGAUGACGACGACGACGCAUGUUCUCAUUGACUUUUGGAAGACCGAACGUUCCAUCACGACUCUGAUUAUUUAUUCGAGAUUUGUCAAUUACGAUUGAUUCGCCAUUUUAAUAUAUAGGCAAUGUUUGAGACGAGUGUGAAAUAGAAACUUGGCCUAUGAAUCUAGUCACAUACGCAACGCUUCGAAACUUCGAGCAUUGAAAUAAACGCAUUUUGCAUUCCACACAACGCCGUCAGGCACACAUAUAUAAUCGUACAUGUAACUGCGUUACGAGCCGGCUUUUGCACGACUCUUCGAUUUACUCAACAGCGAAUUUCUUCAUAAUAAUAUAGUUACUUGUGUAUACGCAUUGAAAUUUUGGAUUAAAAUGUCCGAUCAACCUGAAUAAAAGUUCAAAAUAA